This is a messenger RNA of Rubroshorea leprosula, 934 nucleotides long. The record is from the annotation of a GenBank genome assembly. NCBI's taxonomy places the organism in Eukaryota, Viridiplantae, Streptophyta, Magnoliopsida, Malvales, Dipterocarpaceae.
CGGCAGUUUCUUCUUCGGCACUCUCUCUUCCGUAGAACCAAGAAGACGACGAAGAGGACCGGAGAAGAUGGCUCUUGGGAUCAAAGCGUUGCCGUUCACGUUUUUCGCGCACCUGCUCGCCAUCGCCGGCGCCGUUAUGGUCCUUGUUUGGUGCAUACACUUUAGAGGCGGUUUAGCCUGGGAAGCUUCAAACAAGAGUCUCAUCUUCAAUAUUCAUCCUGUACUGAUGCUAAUUGGCUUAAUUAUCAUAGGAGGUGAAGCUAUUAUUAGUUACAAAUCAGUCCCUCUAAAGAAGGAAGUGAAGAAACUAAUACAUCUUGUUCUCCAUGCUGUUGCACUGAUACUGGGUAUUAUUGGUAUAUAUGCCGCAUUCAAGUACCACAACGAGAGUUCAAUUCCCAAUCUCUACAGUCUGCAUUCUUGGCUUGGGAUUGGGAUCAUUGUGCUCUAUGGUAUUCAGUGGAUAUAUGGUUUUGUAAUAUUCUUCUACCCUGGAGGAUCAAACGGCCUGAGAGCAGACUCGCUUCCCUGGCACGUUGCAUUCGGGAUGUUCGUGUACGUGUUAGCAGUUGCCAAUGCUGCCAUAGGAUUUCUGGAGAAGCUUACAUUCCUUGAGAACUCAGGUCUUGCUAAAUAUGGUUCUGAGGCUUUCCUUGUGAAUUUUACUGCUGUUAUUACCAUUCUGUAUGGAGCCUUCGUAGUGUUAUCAGUUGCUUCCCAAGGUAAUUCAGAAGAUGACUACAGCUAUUCGGCUAUAUAAAAUAAAAAUGCCUUAAAAUGUACCACGUUAUUGUACUUUUUAUGGGAUUCUUAUGAAAGCUAAGAUCUCCAUUGUUGUAUUGCCAUAAUCCAAUUUUUGGUAAAAAUGAAAUUGUAAUCUACAACAGUGGAUUAUUAUGUUGUCUAGACUUUAUCCUCCAGGGGUAGCUUCUGA